Trachemys scripta elegans is the source of this 2104-nucleotide messenger RNA. RefSeq names its product zinc finger protein with KRAB and SCAN domains 8-like. The record is from RefSeq and is a predicted model, not a curated record. The transcript is spliced from 2 exons. The coding region runs from base 1684 to 2079 and encodes 131 amino acids. NCBI's taxonomy places the organism in Eukaryota, Metazoa, Chordata, Testudines, Emydidae.
CCCCACUGUACAAAUUGUUCCAGCAUCCUUCUGGUCCCUGCUCUACCACAGCCAGGCACAGAUUUUGCAGCAAGAGGGCUCUAGUGAUGCUGAGGGAGGGGAGGCUGGUCUCUGUUAACUGUCUGGCUUGAGCUUCCUGGGUCAGAGGCUGUGGUGGCUGCAUCUGAGCCCGGGCUGAGCCGCAGCUGCUCCCCAGCGGGGUGUGUGCGGGGAGAGACCUGCAUUAACCCCCCUCUGUGCCCAGCCGGGGGACUUUCUGCGGUGGCUGGAACCAGCCCCUAGGGCAGCCCUGGGCUCUGCCGACACCAGCCCCUGAGCCGGAGCCUGCAGGUGAGGGGAGAGACCCGGGGAAAGGGCUGGGGCCGGGCAGGAAAGUGACUCUGCACCAACGGCCCCUCCUCGCCCCAGCUCCGCUCCCAGUGGUCUGCGAGUCCCAGAGCUGCUGCCUCCCAGUCCGUGCACUAGCUAAGAGUGCAGCUGUGGUCUGGGUGAACCGAAAUGUAACAUGCAGAGAGCAGUGAGUCUCCAUGGGGUUAGGGGAGGGUGUGAGCAAGGAAUGAGAACUGUAACCAUCAGUGUCCAGCAUAACCUAUGGGAGACUGGAGCAGCAGUGCUGGCUUGAUGCGCUGCCUGGGACUGACUCCUGGCACAGCCAGCACUUCUUGGAGCAUAGCUAAGGGCCUGCAAUCAACACAUCCAGGGUUGGCAGGAUGGCUCUCUGCUUCAGGCACUGGACUGGGACACCUGGGUUCCGUCCCUGGCUCUGCCACUGACUCUCCGUGUGACCUUGGGGAAGUUGCUUAGUCUUGCUCCAUGCCUCAGUUUCCCCCUCCGUAGAAUGGGGAUGUUAGUACUUCAUCUCAUCGCUUGGAUUUAAAUAGUAAACUCUUUAGAGCCCAGGCUGUCUUGCCCUAUGUGUCUGCACUGUGCAGCCAUGGGGUGCAGAUCUCCCUGGGGGUUUCUAGCUGCUACCGCAAUGUGCUCGAUAACUGUGCCCCUCUCUUCCCCAGAGCGUCCUGCAUCUUUGGACAUGGCUCUGGUUUCUACAGCUGUGUCUACACAGCCCAUAGCCCUGAGCCUUCCAGACUGGCUCGACAGAUUCGGGCUAGCAGGCCUCACAAAAAUAGCUGUAUAGCCAGUGCUUUGAAGUUGUCUAGGAUUGGGGGUGAAGGUGGGCUUCAGAGCCUGAGCUCCAGCCCAAGCCACAACUCCAACGCACUGUCUACACGGCCAUUUCUAGAGCUGGGCUCACACUUGCCCAAGUCUCUCAACCCAGGCUGGGAGACUUCCUGGCACAGGUGGUGUAGACAUACUCUACAGCCACAGAAUGUGGAUUUACACCAGAAAUGUGUCUGACCCACCAAACCCCGUUGUGUGGCCAUCUCUCCUUAAAUAGCACUUCCCUACUUUGCAGGGGUGUUGUAAAGAUUGUGCGGGGCUCACAUAUUACAAUAAUGGGGCUAUCUGAGUUGUCUAACAGACUGAUAUAGCGGAGAUCUUCUACAAAACACCCUCCCCCCCUCGGCAAAUGUUUUCUUUUCCAUGAACACGUCCCGCUGUGUUCCGAUUUCAUGCCCACAAUGGGGCCAGAAGUCAAAACAUGGGUUUUUAAAUAAAAUAUCCUGCAAAUCUACGACAAACCCUGAUCUCUCCUGUUUUAGUUCCAAUAACUAGGGUUUUCUGAUGGCUAAACCCGACGUGAUCUCCCAGCUGGGACGAGGGAGAGAGGUCCCAGCUCUCCAGAGAGCCAAGGAAAAGCAGAUCCCGAGAGAUGCCCGCGCAGCAAGUGAUGGGACGGUGGAUGAGAACCAGGAGGAGAAUUCUCAGCAGGAAGGUCCUGAGCAAGUGGAACCACAUGGGACAUCAUCAAGAUCUGAUGGGGACGUUUCCCAGAGUCCCGAGCAUGGAGAUGCCUGUGACAUCCAGCGCAAGCCAGAGAAGCGUAGAGGAAGUCCGAAGGGACUUGGAGACGCAACAAAGACCCCUCCAGCACUGAACGCCUGCUGCCCCGACUGCAGGAAAAGCUUCCACCGGAGCUCAAACAUUGUCCAACAUCAGAGGACCCACAUGGGUGAGUGACCUUACUGCUGUGCCGAGUGCGGAA